GUUAGAAAAAGUCAUAUGCGCGAAUUUUCAUCGCCUGUUUCCAGUCACGGCCCCGGAAAACGCAUGACACGAAAGUUUGACAUGGAUGUUCCGGAACCGAAGGAGGAAAUUUCGAAAAAGAAAGAUGAAAGUGUUGGUAAGGACGCUGAAUUAGUGGCCGAAGGCGAAGUAAAUGCUAAAAAGAUACGAGAAGAAUGUUUCGAAAAGGAUUUAAGUCCUAGAAUUGUAGAAGAAGAGUACAGUAAAAUUAAUAUAAUAAAUAUUAAAAAAUUUGAGAAGAAACGUGCAGAAGAUAAAGAGGUGUCUAAAGAGACGUCUUCUUCAAAAAAGAAGAAAGCUAAUUUCAAAGUGAGGGCGUCAAAACGUUUGAUUUGGAAACACGGAGAAUUGGUUCCAAAGACCUCUGAAAUGUACGAGGAGGUUUUGAAUGCAAGAAAAGAAAUCGAUAACUUGAAAACUAAAGAUAAACGGUAUGCGAAUAACAUUAGCAAGCUUGCAAACAACCUCAAAGCAAACGUGUUUGCAGACAAAAUAAGUACCCUAACAACUCUUCAGCGAAGUUUUAUAGAAAUGGUCCUCAGAAAUUCAAAUAAACACCCUAAUGGUAGGCGAUUUACAAGUGAUGAAAAGCUGUUGUGUCUUUCAAUUUAUAAAAGAUCGGCUGCAACACAUAGAUACUUAGGAACUUUUUUGCCACUUCCAAGUCCAACGUCAGUGAACAAGCUACUCAUCCAGAUUCGUCUUGAUACCGGUGUAACUCAGACCAUGAAAGAACUACUGAAGGAUGCUGCCAGAAGAAUGACUGAUGAGCUUGAUAAAGUCUGCGUUCUCAUGUGGGACGAAGUUUCUCUGAAAUUGCACUUCCAGUAUUCUGAACGAAAAACAAAAAUUAUUGGUUUUGAGGAUUGGGGAACAAGUCGAACCAAUAAGUAUGCAGAUCACGCUCUUGCAUUUAUGUUAAGAGGAAUGAAAAAUGACUGGAAAAUUCCUCUUACAUACAACUUUUGUGGUGGACAAACAACACACGAACAGUUAGCAGAGCCGUAACUGCAGCUGGAUUUAAUAUCGCAGCCACAGUUUGUGAUCAGGGAUCAUCUAACAUUAAAGCAAUUAAAUUGUUACAGAUAGAUGCGGACAAAGUCAGGUAAUAGAAGCAAAUUUCCCAGUAUUGGACGAUUCUCAUCGAUAAUGUCGAAAUUAUUCCUUUAUAUGAUCCACCACAUACACUAAAAUGUAUAAGGAAUAAUCUUCUGACCAAAAAUUUGGAAUUUGAGAUGAAGGCGAACGCUGCAGAAGAGGAGAAAAGGAAUCGUAUG
Molecule: messenger RNA, 1316 nt
Organism: Belonocnema kinseyi
Lineage: Eukaryota; Metazoa; Arthropoda; Insecta; Hymenoptera; Cynipidae
Exons: 4
Coding region: 16-1047 (343 amino acids)
Source: RefSeq, a predicted model, not a curated record